Molecule: messenger RNA, 513 nt
Organism: Oncorhynchus masou masou (cherry salmon)
Lineage: Eukaryota; Metazoa; Chordata; Actinopteri; Salmoniformes; Salmonidae
Product: zinc finger protein 239-like
Exons: 1
Coding region: 1-513 (170 amino acids)
Biological process (GO): regulation of DNA-templated transcription
Molecular function (GO): RNA polymerase II cis-regulatory region sequence-specific DNA binding; DNA-binding transcription factor activity, RNA polymerase II-specific
Source: RefSeq, a predicted model, not a curated record
AUGAGCUUCCCAGACGCUGGUUCCCUCAAGGCCCACAAGCAGACACACAAAACGGGGAGAGGGAUGAGUUCAGGGUCUGGGCCUCCGUACUCCUGCACCCAGUGCGGUAAGACCUUCACCCAGGCCUGCAACCUCAAGGUCCACCAGAGGGUCCACCAGGCAGAGGGACUCCACCUCUGCAGCCACUGCUCCAAGGGCUUCACCUCCUUCUCCGACCUGAAGAGGCACAAGUGCAGCCAGACCACAGACAAGCCCUACUGCUGCUCCAUCUGUGGGAACAAGUUCAGUCGGCUCUGGAACCUCAAGCUGCAUCAGCGCAUUCACACGCAGGAGAAACCCCACCGCUGCACUAUGUGUGACAAGAGCUUCACACGGGUGGACAUUUUGAAGGUACACCAGCGCACACACACUGGGGAGAGACCGUACUGCUGUGCUGUGUGUGGACUCUGCUUCAAACGACUAGCCCAUCUAAAGUUACACCAGCACAAACACAGGCCGGAUUUCCUGGCCUGA